Messenger RNA from Bombyx mori (domestic silkworm), 594 nucleotides. RefSeq names its product cuticular protein RR-2 motif 136 (gene CPR136). The transcript has 2 exons. The record is from RefSeq and is marked provisional. Lineage: Eukaryota; Metazoa; Arthropoda; Insecta; Lepidoptera; Bombycidae. The coding region runs from base 1 to 594 and encodes 197 amino acids. Gene Ontology annotation, cellular component: extracellular matrix.
AUGGCCACACUGGCGACAGGAAUUAUAAUUCACAAUGCUCCUGUAGUUGAAGCUGUUGAUAAUUCCCGUUACGCUUUCAACUAUGCUGUCAACGAUCCCCAGACCGGAGACAAGAAGGCCCAAUGGGAAGAAAGAAACGGCGGGGUUGUCAAAGGGUCAUACUCCCUAGUUGAACCCGACGGGAGCGUGCGAGUAGUCGAUUACACAGCCGAUGACGUCAGCGGUUUCAACGCGAUUGUCAAGAAUAUUGGCCCACGCGUUCACCCAGCACCACUUACACCAAAAAUCCCUACACCGUUGGCUCCAAUCGUUGGCCCAACUAAUUACGGUUUCGGUACGGAACCAGUUGUAGGCAUUCCUAAAGCCACGUCCAUUGGUCAUUGGAGUCUUCCUUGGGAUCCCAAAACGCAUUCAUACGGAGGAUGGGCACCAAUUACUGCUCCGUUGCUUCCGAUACCUCUGGCACCAUCAAGAGCCUAUGCCACUAUACUCAGAAAGAAAUACGUCGAUGGCAAAUUGUACAAAUGGAUAACGGGACCUAUUCCACUAAGCGGUAAAACUUUGAUCAUCAAACAGACAGGGAGGGGCAGAUGA